UUUACAGCACCAUUAUUUAGUAUGCCCUUAAAACCGUAAUAUUUUUUAAAUAAUGAGUUUUUCUGCAGAUAUUUCGUGCACUGGUUCGUUUCUAUAAACACAUUAUUGAGUUUGCGACAUAGGAGACACCAUAAUCCGAAGGUCGAUUUUGUUAAAAAAAAUAAAUGUUUAAAAAUGUCAGGUUAUAAGAGAGUAAAUUUUUAUGAAUUAUGCCGGCUAUGUGCUACAAAUCAACAAAAAGAAAAAACGCAUAUAUUUCACGAGCAAGGAAGGAAAAUACAAUUACAAAAUAAAAUACAAAGUUGCCUCUCUUUAAAGGUCUGUGAAAACGAUUUCCUACCAAAAGUAGUAUGUUCACAAUGUUUAAAUACCUUGGAAGAAUGUUACACAUUUAAAAAAGAAUGUCAAACCUCAGAAACUAUGCUUUCAAGUUACUUUAAUAACUUUAGGUAUACAGAGGAUUUUAAGAAGUCUGGGAAGGUUUAUAUCAAAGACACAAGUUCAAAACCUAAUCCUAUCAUAACACCAUCUACAUUAAUAACAACAGUAACAACUAGUCCUAAUUCUUCUAUAUCUACUACACAAAGUGAAUCAUUAUAUGGAAGUUCAAAUUUUGUUAAUGUUGUUGACAAUUCACCCCAAGACAUUUCUUAUGUCCAUGUUCCAAACAAUGUAACAUCAAAUGCCAAUUCAAAAUGUACACUCAAGUCAGAUACGUUACAUUCAAAAGUCAUUCAAACAGCUACUAGUCAACCACAAGUUGCUUAUAAUUUAAAUGCUGUAAAUAUAGAACUACUCAAAAGUUUCCUUCAAAAUUCUGCAAAAAAUGACACAGUGGCUAAUGUGACUGUUAAUGCAAACGGUGAGAUAAUAGGUAUUGGUCCAAUAGUGAAUUUUGAUGCACUUUUGGCACAAAGUAAUGCCCUUUUAUCACAAAACAACACUCAAAAACUCCAGAGGAAUGUAGAACCAUCAAAUAAGCCAAUAAUUCAUGGAAGAAAGAGAUCAAAGAAUCUAGAUUCACAUCAGAAAAGGCCUGACAAUAGUUAUUUAGAAGAUUCCAUUAUUAAAAUAGACUUAACUGAAAGUGAACCUCAACAUUUGGCAACCUGUGGAGAGCCCAAAUCAAGUACGCAGCUAAAUAAAAUUGCCUAUACAUAUAAAGCAAAUGAUAGUUACAAAAAUUCCACAAAUGCAGUAAUUUCUGUACCUGACCUAAAUCCUACACAACUUGUUCAGAAGUUCAUCAAUUCUAGUCAUAUACCUCAGGUAAAUAAGUUGCCCGAAAAUGAACCUAAUCAACAAGUUUUCUCAACCAAUUCAAACAUUGGUUAUGCUUCUCAUAUCAACACUAGCAGUAUUAAUGUAAUGUCGAACAUCAGCUUGCAAAAUGUAAAUUUAAAUGCCAUAAACAUUCCUUCGAGUUUAAGUUCAAACAAUUUAAACUUCAGCUCGAAUCUUACAAACAUGAACGCAAACACAAAUGCGAGUUACAACCACAAUAUCAAUCAGCAAUCUUCCACUAACAAUUUAGGACAAAACAUUACAAAUACCUCCGUUAACAUGCACCAAAAUGGUAUAUCUAAAGUUCAAAAUGUUGUUCAUCGUAAAAGUUACAGUAUGAAUUCAACAGCACCAAAUAGUAAUGGUUUGAUUAACAAUUUAGAUCUUAAUGCACAUAUAGAUUCUGCUACUUUGGAAAAGGGUGCUUUUGCACCUGCUAUGAACAUUCUAAAUAUGAAUUUAACUUCAGCCAAUGCCAAUCUACUGAAUAACUUAAGUUUGGCUGGUAUGAACAGCCUCUCAAACAUAUCAAAUACAAACUUAAACGUUAAGUCAGAAGAAGAAAUUCGCACCAGUACCAGUAAUUCAUCUGUGCAUAAUAUGACUAAUAGUAUACCAUCUAUUAUCCAUAAUACCACGUCAAACGCAAAUAUGAAAAAUCAAAAUUUGGCCAUGAACCAUUCUAAAGUGAAUGGCAUUUCAUCCACAAAUGUCAUCCAUAUGGGUAAUCAAACUGUAAGCACCCCCAUUGAAAAUGUCAACAAUUCAUUAGACUUGGGUACAAAUAGUGUGGUGACUUCAGCGAACAACCAGUCGAAUAUAAGUGGAGCUAAUUUAACUCCACCCACAUCAACAUCAGUUAUGACAACAGUACAGAAUGAUAACUUAGUGAAAAGUCACACUUGUGAAAUUUGUAAAAAAACUUUUAAAAGGAAAGAGCAUUUAUUUCAGCAUGUAAAAUUGCAUACAGGUUUUCGACCGUUUCGAUGCGAUAAAUGCAAUAAAUGUUUCAUGCGAAAAGAGCACCUGUUACGACACAUGACAGCACACAGUGGCGCAAAAAAUUUCACAUGCGAUAUAUGCGAUAAAUGCUUUUCUAGAAAUGACAAUUUACUGAAACAUAAAAAAACACACGAAAAACAGUCGAAAUUUACUUGUCAGGUUUGCCAAAAACAUUUUGUAAUGAAACACUACUAUCUGGCCCACAAACUCACCCAUGAAACAGACAGAUGUAAUCUUAAUCAGUUAUGGGGGGUCCUAAAGGCUUAACUUUAGAAGUAUCAGACAAAUUAUUUAGCAGUUACAACCCCAAAGUUUAUUUUUCUAUGUAUGAUGAUUGUGUUUAUUUUAUAUAUUACCUAUUUUAGAUUACUAUUCAAAAUCGUAUCUAGUGUUUAUAACGUACUAAGCAUUUCACUUUAAUAAAUUUGGUAGGACACUUUCGUAUUUGGGGCCACGCUUAGCAAGGGGUGUGAUACCUCGAUGAAAGCCUAACAACACUCGUUGAUAUUACAUAUAUCUCCAUCAUUAUUUAUUGUAUGGCAUUAGUUAGUGUGGUAAAUAGCCAGUUAGAUUUGCGAUUCGAUCACGGGACCUAUAACUUUACAUACAAGGCGCUACUGAACUGUGAUGGAAGUUAGGUCAAUAUUGCUAUUCUUGCUAUUCUAAGUUAAUUUAAGUCAUUUCAUGCUCUGUAUUAUUGACCAUUAAACAAUUUUCACGUACAUUUUCUACAAUAAAGGGGUAACACUUUUUGCAUAAAACUUUUUAAUCAGCGCUUUCUUUUAUGACCAACCUUUACAUUUGUGUUUCUAUACUCAUGAAACCGUUGGGGGGGGGGGGUAGUAUACAGAAAACCUCCACGAGGUGUCAGUUAUGUUAGUGUGCGCCGCCCCAAAUACUAAUAUUCUGCCAAAUUUUGAUUUAGCAUGGAUAAUAUUUAUCUAUUUACACAAACAUAUAUUUAUAUUAAUCAGUUUGAAGAAACAUUAAACAAGUUAUAGCGAAACGAAUAACAAUAAUUUCAAAAAUUACAUCAGCAAGUUCAGUAGUUCGUGUGAAUUUAUUGUAGAGUGUUAAAAGUAGCACUCUAUAAGUUUUCCUGUAAAUAGCAGAAACCGAACAGGAGAUCUUAUAUUUUUGUUUUAUUGAACUGAAUUAGUCCAUUUACAUCAGCUAGUUAAAAUGUAAACUGUCCUAUCUCUUCAUCUUAGUUGUAAACCAAAGAAACGAUUGAGAAAAGCUUUUAGUGUGAUCGUUGUCUUAUCAAAAGCUUACAAUUUGUUAAAGCAGAAUAUAAUGUAAAUAUAACAGUUUGUAUUUUAACUGGCUGCUGACUGAUCAAUGAGAAUUAUCUAUAAUAGAAUGAGUCAGAACCACUAGAGAUGUACUUUAAAUAUAAAAGUGUUAGAGGUCAAAUAUGUAUAUUUGUUGUUUUUUUUGUUAAUGUUAUUUUUGUUUAUUUUUUGACAUUUAAGAACUAUUUAUCAGUAUUAUAUCCAGAAUAUACAAGAUAUUUUUCUAGUUAUUAUUUUUUCAUGUAUUCAUUCAUGGUCUUAACAUUCAAAAAGUGUUUAUUAUUAUGUACACACAAGUACAGUAAAUUUUAUCAGAUUUAAACUAUUUGGGAACUGGUUUUCAAAAUUUCCUUUAUUGUUGACUUUAAUCAAUGAAAAAUCGGGAUUCAAGGUUCAACUGGGUAAUAAUGUAUCAUGUAUUAAUAAUUGUUAAACCAAAGUAGGUGAAAUGAAUAUUUUGAGAGUAUAACGUAUUUCUUGAGCCUGUAAAU
Molecule: messenger RNA, 4072 nt
Organism: Agrilus planipennis (emerald ash borer)
Lineage: Eukaryota; Metazoa; Arthropoda; Insecta; Coleoptera; Buprestidae
Gene: pad
Product: GATA zinc finger domain-containing protein 14
Exons: 4
Coding region: 175-2553 (792 amino acids)
Cellular component (GO): nucleus
Molecular function (GO): zinc ion binding
Source: RefSeq, a predicted model, not a curated record